GGAAAACGGUCUUGGCGAGACCAGAGUCAUUCCCAUCACUCUCCGCCGGCCAGUCAGACCGCAGACACAUCACAGGGUAACUGAAUGUUGCACAACAAAGGAAGACCCUAAAAAAGGAAAAUCAUAAGGACUGAUAAAACACCCAGGACCGUCGCAGCAGGGGGACUGACUUCCCAUACCUCCUUCACUUGGUACCAAGAUACAAGUUGGAUGUACGCCGGAGAGAUGUGGAUUUUGGGGGACUGAAUGAUUACACUUCUCCGGAGUUUCAUUUUGGAUUCAGUUAUUUUUCAAGCCAACCUAAGACGUUGCUGUGGGUCCCGAGCUGUCCACAUCCACAGAGCGGAGCGCACGCUGGCUAAAAAAAUUUAGAAAACAAGACAAUUAACUGCGCCUCUGUUUUAAAGACGUCAACCCCAGAGAUUUUGCACUGCAAGAGAUCAUUUAGGUUGGUGGCCAUAAAAACUCUUGAAUGUUUAUGAAAGCCGAGGGGUCGUUCUGCUGCGUCCACACAAAUGGUCACGCAAACUAAAUAAAAAGGGGGGGGGAAAAUGACAUCGCAUCUGGAUUAUAGCGACAUGUCAGCAUAAAGAAAGAGCCGUGAUACUGAUGCGCUUUCCUACAUUGGAUGAAUAAAACAUUUAAGAUGCGUUUCUCUGAUAUCAAAAUCGACUGUUGAGACUUUUGAAUGGUGUUUUCAGCCUAAUCUUUUGGCUUACCGCUCAGGUGGAAACGUUGGCCGGAGGCUGUGCCAUGUAGUGACAGGGAGCUGCAUUCAAAGAAAUAAAAUAAAUAAAUAAAUAAAUAAAACGCAACACCUAGCAGCCGGGGUGGAUGAGCGUCGAUACAGGCACCAAUAUAAUCACACGGACACGCCUCGAGGAUCAUUAAACAAAUCAGAUAAACGCAGCGCGAAAACCAUCAAUAGAAGUUAUUGAUGAGGCGGUAUAUAAGGCUAAUGAUUGGCCAAGCCUCUGUUUACUCAACAGCUGGGCAACAAUAUAGUGUGAAACUUUCGCUGAGGGCUUUGACAGCAGAGGCACACAGUGAGGACUUUUAAUGUAAUUUUUAUUUUUUUGCUGCUGCUUUUCAUGACUACAUCUCUGAUUGGAAAGAUAAUUGCAAACAACAGCUGGAAUACUCCUCAUCCUCUUCACACUAGAAUGUCUGCUGCCUGUACUGCUGCUGCAGGAAUUUUUAGGGGGAACCUUUCCGAAGAGAUCUUUUUGCAAUAUUUAUAGCAGCUCUUGUGUAAGGAUGGUGGUUGUGACAAGGAGCCUAUGGAUGACCCAGUCCGUUGGAGAGCUGGUGCCGAGACAAUUGACCUCUCCACCAGCCACGCCAUCCGUCUAAAACUCCUCCCCAGAGAGGCACAGCUGCUUCAGGCUGGGGAUGUGAUGGGGUGACUGUUGACACCCCCCUCACCCACCCCCUCUCUCACUUUAUUAGCAGUGUAAUAUAAACAAUGGAUCAGAAUUUCUCAACGGUUCGAGAUGGCAAGCAGCUGCUACCCGAGAAGGACUCGUCCAAACGUGUGCUGACAGGAUGCUUCCUCUCUCUCCUCAUCUUCACUACGCUGCUAGGCAACACGCUUGUGUGCGCUGCCGUCACCAAGUUCCGACAUCUGAGGUCGAAGGUCACCAACUUCUUUGUUAUCUCGCUGGCCAUCUCUGACCUUCUGGUGGCUAUCUUGGUAAUGCCUUGGAAGGCAGCAACCGAGAUUGUGGGGUUUUGGCCGUUUGGUGCUUUCUGCAACGUGUGGGUGGCGUUUGACAUCAUGUGCUCAACUGCCUCCAUCUUGAACCUGUGCGUGAUUAGUGUCGACCGUUACUGGGCCAUCUCAAGCCCAUUCCGCUAUGAACGCAAAAUGACCCCUAAAGUGGCAUGUCUGAUGAUCAGUGUGGCAUGGACCCUGUCCGUCCUUAUCUCCUUCAUUCCUGUUCAGCUUAACUGGCACAAAGCUCAGACUACAAGCUACGCAGAGCUAAAUGGAACAUACCCAGCUGAUCUGCCCCCUGACAACUGCGACUCAAGCCUUAACAGGACCUAUGCCAUCUCCUCCUCCCUUAUCAGCUUCUACAUUCCCGUAGCUAUUAUGAUCGUCACCUACACCCGAAUCUACCGUAUUGCCCAGAAACAGAUACGGAGAAUAUCUGCCUUGGAGCGGGCAGCAGAGAGUGCCAAAAACCGUCAUAGCAGCAUGGGGAAUAGUGCGAACAUGGAGAGUGAGAGCUCAUUCAAAAUGUCGUUCAAGCGAGAAACCAAAGUCUUAAAGACGCUCUCAGUCAUCAUGGGAGUGUUUGUGUGCUGCUGGCUGCCCUUCUUCAUCCUUAACUGCAUGGUUCCGUUCUGUGAGCCAAACUUGCCGGACGGUGCUACGGACCUCCCCUGCAUCAGCUCCACCACCUUUGAUGUGUUUGUGUGGUUUGGCUGGGCAAACUCCUCGCUCAAUCCCAUCAUCUAUGCCUUCAACGCCGACUUCCGCAAGGCCUUCUCCAUCCUCCUGGGCUGCCACCGGCUCUGCCCAGGGAGCAACGCCAUCGAGAUAGUCAGUAUUAACAACAACAUGGGCGCCCCUACCUCAAACCCCAACUGUCAGUAUCAGCCCAAGAGUCACAUCCCAAAGGAGGGCAACCAUUCAGCCAGUUAUGUGAUCCCCCACAGUAUCCUGUGUCAGGAGGAGGAGUUACAGAAGAAGGAUGGAUGUGGAGGGGAGAUCGAGGUGGGGAUGGUAAACAACGCCCUGGAGAAACUCUCCCCAGCCAUCUCUGGGAAUUUAGACAGCGAUACUGAGGUCACACUGGAAAAGAUCAAUCCCAUAACACAGAACGGACAGCAUAAAGCCGUGUCAUGUUGAGGAAAGGCAAAGAUGGAUCUGAAUACACUGAGGCAAGUAUGUAUGCACAAAGGGAACAGCAAAAUAAACAAAAGAGACAGACAUUUGAGAACAUGCCUGACAGGGAAACAGUGAGUGCGAUAUACAGGACCUUAAGACUCUCAACAAAAAUCUACAUGGAAAAACCUACAGAAUGUUUUAAAGUAAAGGCACUUUAUCCUGGAUAUAACUAUCUGCAAAAUACUUUCAGCAUUUAUUGAUGAAAUUGACACAUUUGAUGAUAAAUGUUGAUAAUGUGAAUAAUAAAGCAGAACACUAGCUGUGUGCACAUGUAUACAUUUUUUUAUAUUUACAAAGAUGUAUACAUAUGCAUGUGUAUACUGUACAGUACUGACACAAUCCUGCAAGGACAUUAACACAGCAGUGGAGGAAGAUGUAGUAACUUUUAGCAAAAUGUCUCGUAGGUAGGUGCUUUGUAUGUGUUUCAUGGAAAAGAGAACAACGUGGGUAAAUUGGUUUUGGUACAGUACAAUUUAGUUUAUUGCAGUUAUUUCUCUUCAGUACAUCAUUAAUGACAAUUUGUUUUGCAAAAUCAACCUGUAUUGCAGUGGGAAUUAAUUUGAGUUAAAACUGCUUCAGACACCAAAGGAACAAUGAUUC
Messenger RNA from Morone saxatilis (striped sea-bass), 3496 nucleotides. It is a transcript of the gene drd1b, whose product is annotated as dopamine receptor D1b. Gene Ontology annotation, cellular component: plasma membrane. The transcript has a single exon. Bases 1466 to 2857 code for a protein of 463 amino acids. The record is from RefSeq and is a predicted model, not a curated record. Gene Ontology annotation, molecular function: G protein-coupled receptor activity; dopamine neurotransmitter receptor activity, coupled via Gs. Lineage: Eukaryota; Metazoa; Chordata; Actinopteri; Moronidae. Gene Ontology annotation, biological process: adenylate cyclase-activating adrenergic receptor signaling pathway; G protein-coupled dopamine receptor signaling pathway; vasodilation.